UUUGCCACACUUCUUCCUCCCCUUUUCACCACCGCUCCUUAGUUGCUUCUCUCUCGACCCCAUCUCUCUCUUUUCUUUCUUUCUUUCUUCUUCUUCUUCUUCUUUCUUUCAUUUCCUGGAAAAAAAAGUUUAACAGAACUUGUUUGUUUCAUGGCACUUCGUCAUCAUCAACUCCUAUAGAAGAACACCAAUUCCUCGUACAAAAAAGCUAUGAACAAUCUUCAAGAUUGGCCUGAACCAAUCGUUCGUGUUCAAUCUUUAUCAGAAAGCUGCCUUGGUAAAAUCCCUGAUCGUUAUAUCAAGCCACCAAUCCAACGGCCAACUUCUUCUUCAUCUUCUGCUUCUGCUGCAAGUGAUAUUGAUGAUGUCAAUAUCCCUAUUAUUGACCUUGGAGGUCUAUAUGGAAACAACGACACACUUCGAGCUUCAACACUUGAAGAAAUUUCCAUGGCCUGUAGGGACUGGGGAUUCUUCCAAGUUGUUAACCAUGGAAUUAAGCCUGAGUUGCUGGACCGAGCUCGCGAAAUAUGGAGAGAAUUCUUUUAUUUGCCGAUGGAGGUGAAGCAAAAAUAUGCAAAUUCUCCCAAGACAUAUGAAGGCUAUGGAAGCAGAUUAGGAGUACAAAAGGGAGCCAUUCUUGAUUGGAGUGAUUACUAUUUUCUUCACUAUCUUCCUCUGCCAUUAAAAGACUUUAACAAAUGGCCUAGUCUCCCUUCUGAUUGCAGGGAAGUGAUUGAUGAAUACGGUAAACAAGUAGUGGAGCUAUGUGGGAGGUUAAUGAAGGUGAUGUCUAUAAACCUUGGAUUAGGGGAGCUACGUCUACAAGAUGAAUUUGGUGGUGAGAAUAUUGGGGCAUGUCUAAGAGUGAAUUUUUAUCCAAAAUGUCCACAACCUGAAUUAACCCUUGGUCUAUCAUCCCAUUCGGACCCCGGCGGCAUGACCCUUCUCUUGGCAGACGAUAACGUUGCCGGUCUUCAAGUCAGGCGAGGGAAUGAUUGGAUAACUGUGAAGCCAGCUCCACAUGCUUUUAUUGUAAACAUUGGUGAUCAAAUUCAGGUAUUGAGCAGUGCAAUAUAUAAGAGUGUGGAGCAUAGAGUGAUUGUAAAUUCAGCAAAACAAAGAGUCUCACUUGCCUUCUUCUAUAAUCCAAAGAGUGAUAUACCUUUAGAACCAUUGAAGGAGCUUGUGACACCAGAGACACCUUCGCUAUAUCCAGCUAUGACGUUUGAUGAAUACAGACUUUUCAUUAGAACAAGGGGUCCCCAAGGCAAAGCUCAAGUCGAGUCUUUAAAAUCUCCCGUAUGAUAUUAUAUAUCUAUAAUAAAGACAUUGUUGUAAGUAAUGGGUUUUGAUUUAACGGUCUUAAAUUUAAAUUUAAAUUUAAAUUUUAAUUGAAGUA
Molecule: messenger RNA, 1399 nt
Organism: Manihot esculenta (cassava)
Lineage: Eukaryota; Viridiplantae; Streptophyta; Magnoliopsida; Malpighiales; Euphorbiaceae
Product: jasmonate-induced oxygenase 2
Exons: 3
Coding region: 211-1305 (364 amino acids)
Source: RefSeq, a predicted model, not a curated record